Messenger RNA from Micropterus salmoides (largemouth bass), 6467 nucleotides. RefSeq names its product mitogen-activated protein kinase 8b (gene mapk8b). Bases 337 to 1677 code for a protein of 446 amino acids. NCBI's taxonomy places the organism in Eukaryota, Metazoa, Chordata, Actinopteri, Centrarchiformes, Centrarchidae. Gene Ontology annotation, biological process: JNK cascade; protein phosphorylation. The record is from RefSeq and is a predicted model, not a curated record. Gene Ontology annotation, molecular function: ATP binding; JUN kinase activity. The transcript has 12 exons. Gene Ontology annotation, cellular component: nucleus; cytoplasm.
CUGCUUCUCAUUGUGCAGCCGAGGAAACAUCGCAAGCUUUCGACGACGUUGGUAUGAAAUGGCAGAAACUGCUUGUGUCACGGAAGCACACAGAUUAGGUUACGUAGAAGCUACACAUGUAUUUUGCGAUGAUCCUGGUCUGCUAGUGUGACGGAAACGAGAGCGUAUCCGGAGGGAAUAAGGGACUGAAGAGCUGUUUUUCUCCGCAAAACGUUCGGGUUGUGUCUCCAGCAGGCAGCAAACGGCGACUGCGGGUCGACACUUGGAAUUAACCGGAGAGGGGUCUUGAGAGCUCCACUUGAAUGCCCAAUCACGGCGUUUGUCCAAGGCUUCACCAUGAACCGGAACAAGCGUGAAAAGGAGUACUACAGUAUAGAUGUGGGCGAUUCAACUUUUAUGGUUUUGAAGCGCUACCAGAACCUCAGACCCAUCGGAUCCGGAGCACAGGGAAUUGUCUGUUCAGCGUAUGACCACAACUUUGAGAGGAACGUCGCCAUCAAGAAGCUGAGCCGGCCGUUUCAGAAUCAAACUCACGCAAAACGGGCCUACAGAGAACUGGUGCUCAUGAAAUGUGUCAACCACAAGAACAUAAUCGGCCUGUUAAACGUGUUCACGCCACAGAAGACACUGGAAGAAUUCCAAGAUGUGUAUCUAGUGAUGGAGCUGAUGGAUGCAAACCUGUGCCAGGUGAUUCAGAUGGAGCUGGACCACGAGAGGCUGUCCUACCUGCUCUACCAGAUGCUGUGUGGGAUCAAACACCUACACGCCGCCGGCAUCAUACACAGGGACCUUAAGCCCAGCAACAUUGUGGUGAAGUCUGACUGCACGCUGAAGAUCCUAGACUUUGGCCUGGCCAGGACAGCUGCCACAGGCCUCCUCAUGACUCCCUAUGUUGUCACCCGCUACUACCGUGCACCUGAAGUCAUCCUGGGCAUGGGCUAUCAGGCCAAUGUUGAUGUCUGGUCUGUUGGCUGCAUCAUGGCUGAAAUGGUCCGGGGUAGUGUGUUGUUUCCAGGCACUGAUCAUAUCGACCAGUGGAAUAAGGUGAUUGAACAGCUGGGGACACCGUCUCAGGAGUUCCUGAUGAAGCUCAACCAGUCAGUGAGGACCUACGUGGAGAACAGGCCACGGUAUGCUGGUUACAGCUUCGAGAAGCUCUUCCCUGAUGUUCUGUUUCCUGCAGACUCUGAACACAACAAACUGAAAGCAAGUCAAGCCCGAGACCUACUAUCCAAGAUGCUGGUAAUAGACGCGUCAAAGCGGAUCUCGGUGGACGAGGCUCUCCAGCACCCUUAUAUCAACGUGUGGUAUGACCCGACUGAAGUAGAGGCACCACCACCCGCGAUCACAGACAAGCAGCUGGAUGAGAGAGAGCACACAGUGGAGGAGUGGAAAGAGUUGAUAUACAAAGAAGUGUUGGAUUGGGAAGAGAGGACAAAGAAUGGUGUCAUCAGGGGACAGCCGGCGUCCAUAGGUGCAACCGUGAGCAGCAGCCCCCAGCACCACACCUCCACGCCCUCCUACACUUCCAUCAACGACGUCUCCUCCAUGUCCACCGACCCGACCCUGACCGACACCGACAGCAGCCUGGAGACGGCCGGCCCCGACGCUGUUGCCGCCGCUGCCGCCGCUGCUGCUGCUUCUACAGCCACCGGCCCCCUGGGCUGCUGCAGAUGACUAUCAUCUACACCUCCCCGUGGCCCUGGUCCUGGGCCUCGCCCGACCACAUGCCGACACUGGCUCCUAGCCCCGCCCCUUGCAUUUGCGUCCCCCAACCUCCUCUCUGUGCUUGUCUUCAGUAGUGUAGCGAUUAGCCAGCUAGCUGUUUGAGAAAUAUUUUGGUUUCUGAAAGGACAGACAUUUUGUCUUUUUUGAAUUACAGUUAGUCUUUUUUUGGAUUUUAGGAUUUCUUUUUGUUUGAGUCCUAGCUGUAAUUUAUUGUGGCAUUUCUUAAUUUUUCAUAAACCUAAGAAGAUGACGAGAAUUUUUAUGAUUUCACUAUGUUCCGGUUUAUAUUGACCGACAGUGAGAAUAUAAAGAAAUAUCUGUAAAAUGUUUUAAUGUGAUCUAUUUUUUCUGUUGAAAGUCAUUUGUUUCACCUGUAAGCUACGGCUUUUACAACUUGCCAUAUAAAUGUAGAUUGAGUUUGUACAGAUUUUAUGGUAGAUGUAGUUUUAUCUUCGAUACAAGUUUGCAGUGAGCCAUUGAAACAUAAUUGAUUUGACAAAUGUAUGGUCUUAGUACUCCCCUUAUAUAUUUUGUCUUGCCUAAUAUGGAUAUUGGUUUAAAUGCAUACGACAUAUCCAAUUUUUUUAAACUAAGAUCAUGUAGAUUUACUUGUAAAAAUGUUUUUUUCUUGUGAGUCACUACUACUUCCUACUUCCUACAGAUUUUUAAUUUUUUGCUCAUUCUUCACUUCCUGUUCUAGACGUGAUAGGAUUUUUUAAAAUGAUUUUCACUCACCAUAUGAUUAAUUUUACCUUCAACAUUUAAGCUAAGGGAUUGAUAAUGGAUAUGAUAAUGGCAAAGUUAAGUCCUGCAAGAUAACAUGGAAAUUUCUGUCUUCUGUAUUUUUAAGUCCUGUGAAGUACCUCUUCCUCUUGUCUGCAACAGGCUGUGUGACAUGAAACUGAGUGGUAGUUGCUUUGGAGGACUGGAUACACGGAGCUCUUUUACGUUCUCCACUGGCUUGCUCUGACAGCGAGGUAUUGCUACAAGUUUUGGACUUGAGAAUGUUUUUUGUCGCGCUUUGGGAGUUUUUUCUUUUGAGAUGUAAAGUUGUGUGAGGUUGUAAAAUCGGUGACGGUGUUAUGUCGAAUGUGCUUCAGUCAAGUAGGGAAUUGUGAUAUUCAGAACGCAUGUGAACGUGUUGAUAUUGGGUUUCUUGGAGCGAUAGUGAUUCUGCAGCCUGAUGGAACAGUGUGAAAAGAUGUCUGCCUCCUACUACCAGAUCCUGUUAUUAGUAAUGUGCUUUUGUGAAUCUGGAAAUUUGAAAGUGGUUUUUCUAAAAGAUGGCAAAACACUUUGUGUACCAGACUUGCCUGCAAUUAUGAAUAAAACUCAAAGCACCUGAAACUUAGCAUGUUAAACAGCAGCACAAACAACCAGAGUCAAAAGAAAACAAAAUAUUCUUAUGGUAUGCAAUAAUAGUGCCCUUUUUGACUGUUUUUGAUUUUGCUUUGAAAGGAAAAGUGCCUGUUGUUUGUCAUUCAUUCCUGAGUACCUGGGAGGAAGUGUCUUCAUUAGUCUUGGGUUUUAUGGCGUCUGGAUAACAACAGUAGUUUCCAUAUCAAACCAAUGAUGUAUGAUGGGGUUGUAGUUCUCACAAAUGUAUUGUAUAUUUUUCUACUUGUUUUGAUUUUUGACCCUUGAGCAAGAGACUGUGGUGUCUUUGCAGGGCAAGAAGGUGAUAUGCGUAUACGUUAAGAUGCUUAAGCAUGUGUUUAAGUAAUUUCAGAAGAAAAGGCAGUUUUAUCAAGGUCUUUCAUCAAAGUAAAAAGAAGUGUUUCUUUGCAGUGACAGCAACCAAAAUAUAGGUUAAUAACAGUUUUCUGGCUUUUCUUUGAGUACUAAUUUAAUGUUAUGAUAGUAAGAAAGAAGAAUGAACAGAAUAGGUAUUUUAAAAUUCAACUACUGGCUGAAACUUAAUGAGUGAACUGAAUUAUUGUCAGUAUUUUGUGGUGUUUUUGGAUACUGUUUCCUGUUGGAAGGCAAGUUGAUGCUUCAAUUAUGAAGACAUAUCCGAGAGGCAGAGCCACACAACCACUGUGUUUCUGGCAAAUGCGGUUUUAAGUUUAAAGUUAUGUAACACUUGUGGUACUAGCUGAAAAAUCGCUUGAACCAUAGUUAUUCAAGUUUAAACGAGCCAUAUUAGCUAUCCAGGCAAGUUGUGUGAAUGUUUGCUGACGAUCAUGAAUGUCAUGGUCAUAAAUUAAUAAAACAAGAGUCCGUGCUAUAUUCAAUUUAAAAUUUUUGCUCAGCCUGUUGAGGUUUAACGCAGCGCAUUCUGCCUGAUAGAAAUGUUUGCAUAACCAAACUUCCUUUCUACAAGAGGCAGAGUUAGGAUGUAUUGUACUGUCCAAACAAGUUAACAAUGUCUUGGUCUUUGAUAAAGACAUUUUUCUAGAAAGUUUGCAAGAAAGGUUGUCUUUGUACUGUUGCUCUGUGCUGUACUGUACUUACGCAGCAUGUUAUGGUGCGCCAAAUAUGUAAGGCUAACCACAGACGUAACCAUUUAUUUAACGGCAUGAUUUCUAAAUUUAUCCUGUAUUAUGUCUCCUUCUCUGUUCUGGACUUGCACCAGCAGUUCGCAAAUCCAUUACUGUGUGUGUGUGUGUGUGUGUGUGUGUGAGAGAGUGUGUGUGUGCGCCCAAGUUAUUAGUAACAGCUUGCUAGUUUCAAACUAGAGAUUUAGUAAAUCGUGUUGCACCAUUAAAACCUAAGGAAUGUCUUAGUGAGUAGAAACCUUGGCAAUGCGUAAAUUCCAAAAUUUACAGUUAUAGUAGGCUUAACCAUAUUUAUAUACUAAAUGUAACAGCCAGUCCUUUUUGUAAAUGUAGGUAUGACUUUGUUUUUGUUUUAUUUAUAAAUGCAUACAGAAAGUGCGACAAUGUGUUUCAAAACAAGAAAUACGUCACUUACACUCAAUUUAUGUGGUCAUUAAGUCUAUCAUUAUUAGCAUAAUGUUUCGUAAUUUGAGGUAAUUUGUGUUUAUUUGUAGAAUUAAUCUUUAAUUUGUAAAACCCUUCCCAAUUUACAUCAUUAUUAAACAGCAUUUUAUCAAGUGUAUGGUCAGUGUUGACCAUAUGUCUUGUUUGUCUUUUACUCUUCAGUUCGCUUUAAACAGGUAAUAUAUUAGCAAGAAAUCAUUAGCUUUGUCACUUACACGACCGUUAAGAUUUAAUUUAUUAGCAAACAAAUGUUAGCUUUUUCACCGAGUUACACAACAGUUAACAUUUAAUAUAUUAGCAAGCAAACGUUAGCUUUGUCACUGAGCUACUCAACAUUUAAUAUAUUAGCAAGCAAAUGUUAGCUUUGUCACUGAGCUAGGCAACAGUUAAAAAUUUAUAUAUUAGCAAGGUAAUGUUAGCUUUGUCACUUAUGCAACAGUUAAACCUGGUGGUUGCUGGGUGCAAAUAUUUAUUAACUCUAUGUAUGAUGUAGUUUAUUUGGUGCAACCCAUUUUAAUUUUGUGAUCCAUAAAUCUCCACCUUAGAAACACGUAUGUACUAGGCUAAGUUUGAAGUUACGAACAGCUGGUGCCAGUGGCCCCUGCUCUCUUUGCAGUCACCAGAAUUUAAAAGGAAAGGUUUGGUAAUCACUGAGAAUCACGAAUUUGCUAGUAAAAUGCAGUGGUAGCAACUGCAGAGCCAGGUUAGUACAUCACCACACUAAAUUCAAUCUGCAGUCAGGAGUAUAGGAGUAUUUUGACAGACAAGUAAAAACUUGAACUCAAGCAGUGUCAGAUCUGUAAGAAGGCAGUAAUAGCAGAGGGAAAGUAAGUGGUAUGUAUCCAUUUGUUAUAUUAGCCCAUUUGUCAUAUUAGCUAAACUAAUCAGAAAAACACUGUUGUCUAAAGUGCUCUUAAUUUUCUUAGCCCAACAUUAGGGACUUUAAUUGGAGUAUUUUUGUUUUCUUUUUAGGUUGUUGUUGCUUUUUUAUAAUUACUGCAUCUCUCCAAAAAUGUCAUUCUGAUUUAAGUCUGCUUUGAUGAACUACCUCACGCUGAAUUUCUGCCAGUUCUUGCAUAUACUUAGUCGCCUGCAGAAUUAGCUAUCGAAGACGUGUGAAUAACAGAUUCCAUUAUUUAUUUAUUUGAAAGUGUACUGUCGGUUUCAACAGACUUCUAGUUUUGUACAUUAUGUAUACUUCACCUAGAAGUAAGAGAAUUGUUAUAUGUAUUUUUUGUUCAUUUUUGUUUUGUUUUUAAACUAAAUGUGCAAUACCUUCAGCAAACUGUGCUAGUAGUAUGUGAUGGGCCUAGCCUUUGUUAGCUUUCUCCUGAAGGUAAAGAAAAUGUUUGGUACUGUCAAUCCAUGUUUUCUUUUUUUUUAUGAAUAAGAUCAGUUUUUAUUUCUGUGACUUGUUUAUAGUCAUGAUGUUACGUAAUCAGUCUUACCCACCAAACAAAUCUAUUGGCCAAGGUUUGACGCAGAGACAGAAAGUGCUUUGAGUCACAACAUGACUAACAGAUUUUGAUUUGGAAUGUGGUAAGGACAAUAAUGUUAAUAAACACAAAAAAUUAGUAAAUACCUACAAGAAAUCAUUAUAUGUAUGGUGCUGGUUUGUAAUGUUUGCUAGUGAAUCCAGCCAUGCAAGUAGUUUUAAGAAUUCCUGGAUCUGCGAGUUCCGAAAAACCGCAACGAAGAAGUGCACUACUAGAAUACAUGCACUGGGAUCUGAUGAUGCCACAUCUUAAAAAAUAAAUAAAUAAAAAAUGUAAUGCAAAUAAAAGAAAUUCAGUUUGA